Messenger RNA from Danaus plexippus (monarch butterfly), 4547 nucleotides. It is a transcript of the gene Orp8, whose product is annotated as oxysterol-binding protein-related protein 8. The transcript is spliced from 22 exons. Bases 626 to 3253 code for a protein of 875 amino acids. The record is from RefSeq and is a predicted model, not a curated record. Gene Ontology annotation, cellular component: intracellular membrane-bounded organelle; cytosol; membrane. Lineage: Eukaryota; Metazoa; Arthropoda; Insecta; Lepidoptera; Nymphalidae. Gene Ontology annotation, molecular function: cholesterol binding.
UCGACGGAUUGUCGUUUGUUACAUUGUGCUUCACGUAUCUAACGCACUUAUGUCGUACUCGCGUCAGAUAUUAUAAUUUUUGUGCCUUGAAGCAUAAAAUUAAUAAAACAUUUAGUUUCAACAUCUUUGGACGCACACAUCGGGUGUUGAAUUUAGGACAAUAACUUUGGAGAACUUAAAAACCGUGUGUACUGUGUCGGUGACUGUGGUGUUAUUAAAGACUAAAGUCGCAUCUAAAUAAUAGUGUUUAAUAAUAUAAUUAGGUAACUCGGCUGUUUGUGUCCACUUUGGGUGUAUUGUGGUGACAAUUAAAAAAAAAAAACAAAAUAUAACCUUUAAGACUGCAUCCUGAACCGGUGCAAAUUUGCAAAUGUACAUAAAUUUAAAUUCAUGAGCGAAACGGAAUCCAUCGGCUGCGAAAUAUCUGGUUUAAACUUUUCCAUUCCCAUCCAUUCCAUAAAUACAUACAGCUGUGAAUAUUAUUAAUAUAUAAUAUAAUAAAUUAAAACAUUCCCAAAAAAAAUAAAUCUUGGAAAUAUAAUGAUAUUGCCUUCGUAGUGAUAAUAUUAGCUGGUUGAUCAUAUCUGAAUACCCGGUCAUGAUGCUGUAACCUAACCCACCUACAAUGAGUUCCUCUCCCGCCAUAGAGACUUCGACCCCCACAGCCACACCCUCGUCACCAGCUCUGAGGUCCGCGGAAUACCAGUUCCAUACGUCAACACCGAAUUAUCUGAAGAAACAACACCAGCCACUUAGCGUGGUUCUAUCAGCGACCGCGCCGAACACACCUCCGACUUACGGCGAACCUACCCUCACCCCACCGCCGCGAUCUCCGGGUGCUCCGCUAGUGCCCCCUGCCCCGGGGUGUGGUGACCGAGCUCACCCCCCGGACGGGACCUCCUCAGACAAGUCAUCAGAAACAGCAGUGGGGGGUGUAUCGCGGACCCCAAGCACAGCUCUCACACGAAAAGAGAGUUACAAAGCACAGAGGCAACACUACAGGAAGGAGAAGAAGAGGGCCGCCUCUGCGCUGUUACACUCUAUAGAGGAUCCGUCUGUUAUAGUGCUCGCUGACUGGCUGAAGGUCCGAGGGUCUCUCAAGUCGUGGACGAAGCUAUGGUGUGUGCUGAAGCCAGGGUUGCUGCUUCUCUACAAGAGUCCUAAGGCGAAACGCAGUCACUGGGUGGGUACGGUGUUGCUCACGUCGUGCCAGGUCAUAGAGCGGCCCAGCAAGAAGGACGGCUUCUGCUUCAAACUCUACCACCCCCUGGAACAGAGCAUCUGGGCGCCCAGGGGUCCGCACAACGAGACUAUAGGCGCGGUGGUCCAGCCCCUGCCGACCGCUCACCUGAUCUUCCGCGCUCCCUCCCCCGCCGCCGGACACUGCUGGCUGGAUGGACUGGAACUAGCGCUGAGAUGUAGCAAUGCUAUGCUAAGAUGUUCUCGCUCUCGGCCGGAACAAGCUGUAGAGGACACGCCGGCGCAGACCAACAUCUCGCACGAGGAGCUCGAGAAACACUUCAAUGAGCACGAGCUAGCCGGUGCUGCCUCCGAUACUGAUAGCGAAGAUCCUGGCAUGCAAGACAAUCAGGUCAGGGACGAAGUCGUCAGGAAACAGGACAUCCUCGAGAGGAUUAACAGCCUCUAUGUCGAGGAUCCGGAUAGAGAGAUCGGCGUGGCUGGUGAACUGGUCGAGGAAGUCGCUGAGGAGAAUAAAUCCCUGCUAUGGUUCCUGUUGAAGCAAGUCCGCCCCGGCAUGGAUCUGUCCAAAGUCGUCCUACCCACAUUCAUAUUGGAGCCGAGGUCUUUUCUCGACAAACUGUCCGACAACUACUAUCACGCGGAUUUACUGAGUCAGGCUCAGGCUACGGAGGAUCCCUAUCAGAGGUUCAAGGGUGUGCUGAAGUGGUAUCUAUCAGGUCUGUACAGGAAGCCCAAGGGGCUGAAGAAGCCUUACAAUCCAGUCCUGGGGGAGACGUUCAGAUGUUGUUGGCGGCAUAGGAACAGUGACACGUAUACCUAUUAUAUAGCUGAGCAGGUGUCCCACCACCCCCCAGUGUCAGCUUUCUACGUGUCCAAUAGGAAAGAUGGUUUUGUUAUCGAAGGAAGUCUCCUGGCCAGAUCCAAGUUUUAUGGUAACUCAACAUCGGCCAUACUAGAAGGCUGUGCUCGCAUACAUUUACUGAAUUGGGGCGAAACCUACAUCACCACAGCGCCUUACGCGCAUUGUAAGGGACUGGUCAUCGGGACACUGAGCAUGGAACUCGGUGGAAAGGUGCAUGUUAUAUGUCAGGAGACUGGAUAUCAAGCGGAUGUGGAGUUCAAAUUACGAUCGUUUCUCGGCGGCGCUGAUCAGACGAAUGCUAUAUCCGGGAGAAUAAAGAAGGGCAAGGAGACGGUCGCGUCCCUGGACGGCUACUGGGACGGCAGGAUAGACAUCAAGGAUAAGCGGAGCGGGGAGGAGUCUAACCUCCUGGACGUGGCUGUGUUGAAAGACCAUCGACUUCCUCGGUACCUGGUGAAACUCGAGCGUCAGGGGGUGUGGGAAUCACAGAGACUGUGGAGCAAGGUCUCCGAGGCAAUACGUAAUGAGGACCAGGUGGUGGCGACGGAGGAGAAGACUAUCAUAGAGGAGGCCCAGCGGGCCCGCGCUCGGAAUGUCGCUGUUGUUUGGAGCCCGAGGCUGUUCACGAGGGGCAGCUGGGACCUGCCCGAGGGUAUAAUGGACCAGGGCUGGAGAUACUGUCACUCGAACACCAGUCCGUGGCAGCCAGAAGAAUUGAUAGAGUAUGAGGAGGAGUUUGUGAUAACGUCCCUCAAGAACGUCUCCAGGAGCAGCGACACUCGCCUGAGAGAAAUAGCCACGAGAUCGGAUUCUGACAGUAGGGACGAGCUGGCCAGGAGAACUAAGGCCACUGCCGUCCGUACAUCCGGUGAGUCUAGACUGCGCGAGAGCCGUCGCUCAGACUCGGACAGCCACGACGAACUAGCAAGACGGUCUAAGACCUCCGCACGUAGCCUCAAGCACACGUUGUCGAGCAUAGACUCGACCAUCAAAGACCAGACCCUCGCUAUAGACAGACUGACGAGGAUCGUGGAGAAUAUAAGCGAGGGUCAGAGGGCGAACGCCUUCAGGCCGCAGAACCUGGGCCGGAGCCCCACGACCUCGCACUCGUGGGACCUGUUCGGGGGCUUCGUGCUGGCUAUGGUGUUGCAGUCCCUACUCAACUGGAUAUUCUACCACAAAGACUGAAACAGAAACUUCUGUCUUAUACUAACACAUCGACCAAGAUAGUUUUUAUGGGAUGCAGCGUCUGUCUGUCUGUCUGUCUGGCUUUAUGUAUCGUUUCCAGAUAAUAUUUUUCUAUAUAUGUAUAUAUAUAUUCGUUGCGAAUAUUUCUACCAUUUUUUUUAGUAGAUUUUGGUAGUUUUUUUUUAUUAUUAUUAUAAUUUAUCAUUUAUUCCCAUGGAGAGCGACGGACAGACGAUGUGUCAGCACCUAACUUGCCUACGCUUUCACUUAUAAGAGUGCCUCUCGUGCGAUUCGGUUGCCAUGGCAACGGAUACGUCCUAAAAUAGCAAGCCACCCGAUACAACCCUCUCGCCAUACGAAUAAGGUCCAUCUCACGCUGGGCACGCGUCUUAGCUUAAUGUAGACUGUUAAUUUUUGUUUAUUAAAAUAAAGACACUCGAAUUUUAAUCUCAUAUUUUUCCCUAUACAGCCUGCUUUCAGAUCGGCGUGCGACGCCGGCUGUAUGUCGUAUGCCUUCGUCUGAACUGUCAAUGUCAGAAUGACGUUGACGUUUAUUUAUUUAUUUUCACGAUAUUUGUGUACAUUUUCGUGCCUUAUUUAAAUAAUGGCAUAUUAUUUUCCAGCGGGCUGCUGUUAUCAUUCCUAGAGUUUAAAUCGAGCCAUUAUCUAAUAAUUAUUUUUAAUGAUAUAAAUUACGUAAUACGAUUGUUCUACCAAAAAUUACUUUUUUUCUUUCUUUCUAUUCAUACAUUAUAAUAAACGCUAUUCCCUCAAUACAGUCAUAUAUUUUUUUAACAAACACAGUCACUUGCUAAUAUAAUAUAAUAUAUUUGAAACGAUAAAAUUUACCUUUUAAUAUCUUAAAAGAUAGAUACGAUAUCUUGUUAUGAAAAUUCAAUUACGACGAUUUUCGUUUCGUAUUAAACGAAAUUUCCUUGAAUAAGUUAUUUCCAAUAAAUAUUUUCUGUCUGAAUAGUUUUAUAAUUUUACGUCUUAUUACCACGCGGCUGUUUUUGUUUUAAAAAUAUAUAAGUGUUUUUCAUCCGUUCCCCAUCAAUGUGUUGGCGCGGUCACCGGACGCGGUGUUGCCAGUUAAAAUGGAAUCUCUAAGGUAUUAUCGUCGAAACUUUUGUUCGUAUUCCAUCGGUGUUGCCAUGUAUUGUUUACUAUUACUAUAAUAUUAUUGUCCUUGAACGUCGUUAUGAUCUGUUUAAACGCCUUCAGCUGAAUCAUUAGAGUUGUUGAAAUGUUUUGUUGUUUUAUCCAGCGAAUAUAUAUUUUUUUCAAUUUAAAA